UCCUCCGCGGUCCACGGUAUGGUCACACCGCCUAUGACGAAUUCACAAAACAAAUAAUAAUAAUAAUCAAAUUUGGCCUUAAAUAAUGAACAACUAACGCGAUCCAAGUCAACCUACGUGGAGAAGGUGACCCACAUGCUGUAGCAUGGACAAACUCCGCGGCGGUAGCCUGGUCGGCGGUGGAUCCUCCAGCGGGAAUUCUGGUUCGGAGCACCACCAACUGGAGCAGUACCCCAAAAACCUGAUCGAGCAAUAUCUUAGGGCCUCCAGCAAGAUCAAGAAGUUCGAGCGGGCCGGCUUCUUUAAACGCUUUGCGCCCAGCGUGGUCGAUGUGCAGGCGGACUUCCAGCGACUGGCCUACAGCUUCGAGGAGUCGGGCAUCCAGCAGUACGCGGCCAUGUGCCACAUCGGCUUUGCCAAGUGCGAGUCCUACGGCGGCGCCCCGCAGCGCGAAUCGGAGGCCUACCUGCGGGCAGCGCGGUCCUUCCUGGCGGCACACAACGAAUCUGGCCAGCUGCACCUGCGCACCCGGCACUCGGGCUUCCGGGAGGGGGCCCUGCACUGCUAUCACCGUGCCGCGGAUCGAGCGGUGGACGAGGGCGUCUUCAAGGCGGCUAUCCUACGAGAACUGAAGCAGCUGCAGCGCCAACUGGACAGCACCAGCAGCUUCGCCUCGCCCACCCAUCAGAUCCACGACCUGGAGAUCAGCGCCGACACAUGUGGUCAGCGCGGCGACUUCCGGAGUGCCCUGCAGCACUACGACGACAUUGUGGACAAUGUUUACGAGCGACGCGGGGCUCGCAUGUACGGGGAUCUCUUGCGGCGCGUUGAGGUACUGCGUCUGCUGCUCCUGGUCCAUUUGAAUCUGCCGCCCGCCCGCCAGUCACCUGCCCACAUUAAGCUGAUUGAGUACUACUACAAUCUGGCCCAGUUUGAGGCGCGUCCCAGCUCGGCGGACGAUGGUGGUUCGGUGGAGCGUCCGGGUGCGUUUGUGCCGGAGCAGCAGCAGUACGCGCUGGCGGAGAUUACGUGUGCCUGGGUGGAGCGCAAGAUGUGCGAUCUUAAGCAUCUGCUUCGCGACUUUGGAUCGGAGUUUGGAGCUCUGAGUGACGUGGAAAGACAGCUUCUGACGGUCAUGCAUGUGGAACUGUCCAGGAGCUACUAGAUUAUGGACUAAGGGAUCUUACUGUACAUUAUAUACUAUUGGGUCAUUACCACUGAAUAGCACAUGUUAAGCACUAUCGCUUAAGUGUAACCAAGUCUACCAACUAACCUUUGAACGUGCCUACACGCAUAAAAAACAAAUAAACAUUAAUUAACGAAAGACCAGGUGAAUGCAGCAAUAAAGAGACGGUGCGAAGCGCAAUGGAAUGUAAUAACGUUUAAGAAAACCAGUUUGAGAUUUGUACAAUAAAUAAAGAAAUGCGAAUGGAGAUUAAGAGGACCA
Molecule: messenger RNA, 1447 nt
Organism: Drosophila suzukii
Lineage: Eukaryota; Metazoa; Arthropoda; Insecta; Diptera; Drosophilidae
Gene: Hap40
Product: Huntingtin-associated protein 40 kDa
Biological process (GO): vesicle cytoskeletal trafficking
Cellular component (GO): early endosome
Source: RefSeq, a predicted model, not a curated record